Messenger RNA from Fusarium sp. VM40, 2115 nucleotides. The record is from the annotation of a GenBank genome assembly. Lineage: Eukaryota; Fungi; Ascomycota; Sordariomycetes; Hypocreales; Nectriaceae.
AUGAACUCGCCUGCGCAACGUUCCCUCGACCAACCAAUAAUGUCGCACUCAAACGAAAAAACGGCCCAACCACUGCGCCAUCCUUACCUCAUUGGCAAUUUUGCCCCAAUUCAGAAAACCACCAGCCUCACACCAUGCACAUACAGCGGACGCAUCCCCUCAGAACUCACUGGAGGCCAGUAUGUACGCAAUGGAGGCAAUCCCGUCAGCCACGAAGAUCUUGGUAGAGAUGCCCACUGGUUUGACGGUGAUGGGAUGCUUUCUGGGGUCGCAUUUCGAAAGAUGUCUCCUGAUGGCGUAGUCGUUCCGGAAUUUGUGAAUCAGUAUAUCCUUACCGAUCUAUACCUGUCCAGGAAGACAACAUCUGUGAAAUCAGCGAUCAUGCCAAGCAUCACCACACUCGUCAACCCACUAUCGACUAUGUUGAGAAUUGUACUGGCCACUUUCAGGACGAUGUUCUUGGUAUUGCUUUCAAAUCUCCCAGGAUCGCAACAAUCCCUGAAGCGCACCAGUGUAGCCAACACAGCUCUCGUGUACCACGAUGGCAGAGCUUUGGCCACAUGCGAAAGUGGUCCGCCCAUGCGCAUACAGCUUCCCUCACUGGAUACUGUCGGCUGGUAUAGUGGAGUUGAAGCUGAGGGCGAGUCCAAAGAUCCUGCACUCAACGAAAAUGACUCCCCUUUCGGCGGCGACGGCCUGUUUAAAUCCAUGAAGGAAUGGACUACAGGACACCCUAAAGUUGAUCCCAUCUCUGGGGAAAUGAUUCUAUACCACAACACAUUUUUACGGCCUUAUGUACACUAUUCUGUACUUCCUCAACGCAACGAGAAAACUAGCAUUGAAAGCAGGCUUGUAAAUCUACCUGUUUCCGGUGUAUCUGGAGCAAAGAUGAUGCACGACUUUGGAGCGUCUCGAGCGCACACGAUAAUCAUGGAUCUACCACUUAGUCUUGACCCUCUUAACCUUUUCAAGGGCAAAGAGGUUGUUUCCUAUGACUCCACGAAACCCUCGCGCUUUGGAGUCUUUCCGCGUCAUGAUCCCUCCAAUGUGCGGUGGUUUCAUACAGCACCAUGCUGCAUAUUCCAUACCGCGAACACGUGGGACACACUAUCUAGUGACGGAAUCAGCUCUGUUAAUCUCCUCGCCUGUCGGAUGACCUCUUCCACUGUAGUAUACACUGCGGGAAACAUCCUGCCUCCUGUCGUCACAAAGACUUCCGGAGUGCGAGUCAAAGGUACAAAACAAGAUGUGGAUCGUUGGGCUGUGGAGGGAGAUGCUGCAUGUCGAUACGAAGAAGCUCCACUUCUCGAGUCACCAGGCGAAAAGACUGGUUCAGCCGAUUACUUCUCUACCAGUGACGAGUUUGAUGACUACGCUCAGUGCAGACUUUACUACUACGAGUUCGACAUGACAACCAAGUCACAAAACAAGGUUAAACGUCAGUGGGCCCUUUCCGCGAUACCCUUUGAGUUCCCUUCUGUCCGUCCGGAUCGCCAGAUGCAACAGGCUCGCUAUAUCUAUGGGUGCAGCACAUCAGCAUCCAGCUUCAGCGUCGCAUUAGGAAGAGCGGAUAAGAUUGAUCUACUUGUCAAGAUGGAUGCAAAGGCUCUCAUUGAGAAGGGAAAGAAGAUGAGAACUACCUCCGUUACGGGCUGUGUCGACAGGCGCACAGUUAGUGAGAUUCCAUACGAACAGGAAGAUGACGAUCCAGUGCACAUCUUCCGCCUACCACCAAAUCACUACGCGCAAGAACCUCGUUUCAUCCCAAGAUCUUCGUCGACUGAAGAAGAUGCUGGCUACCUCUUGUUCUACGUAUUUGACGAAUCUCAGAUCUUGCCUUCUGGCGACUGUCCACCGUCUUCAAUAUCUGAGCUGUGGGUUCUCAAUGCCCAGAACAUGCGUGAUGUUGUGGCGAAGGUGAGGCUUCCGCAAAGAGUGCCGUAUGGUCUACACGGAACGUGGUUUUCCAGCAGCGAUAUUGAGGAGCAGAGAGCUGUUGAGUCGUUCAGAAACUUGGAGGUGGUGCAGAAGAAGAAAGAGGCCUGGGUAAAUGGGGGCUUGGUGAGACGAUCAUGGAUGACUGUGAGGGAAAAGUUGGAGAAAUCAGUGGGAUGA